Molecule: messenger RNA, 1719 nt
Organism: Durusdinium trenchii
Lineage: Eukaryota; Dinophyceae; Suessiales; Symbiodiniaceae
Source: the annotation of a GenBank genome assembly
AUGCCCCAAAACAACGCCUCACUUCACAGACUCCGGGGGCUUCCACCAUCUCGGACUCGUCUCGUUUCCCUCGCCAAAGCCAUGUCCUCCCCGUCGUCGCUCGUCGGUGUCCGCCCCGCCGCUCGAGCCGGACGCCCCGAUGAAGCGAAGCGGACGGCGAGUCCGGUGUCGAGUGCGUCGAGUGGGUCGGUGAACGAAGAGCUGCCGUCCGAGCGGCUGGGCCCGUCCGAGCGGCGCCAUCUUCAGCUUGGAGAUGUGCAUUUGAAGGUGGCCAACUACGUGGCCCGAAUGGAGAUUGUGAAGCCUGAAGCCUUAAGGGUCACCCCUGCGCACAAGGCCUUCAAGCAGUGUGCACGAGCACUGCGAUCGGAAGAGGAUCAUGACUUCUAUGGAGAGAGUUCUAUGAGUGAACAGAUCUCCUGCUUUUGGUCUCAUUCCUGGCAUGGCAGCCGUUGGAUGAAGAUUUUGUCACUUAUGGUGCGCUACAAUGGGCUGCCAGCAGUUCUGGUAGGUUCUUUCACUGCUGUGACCAUGAUUAUUUUGUUCAUUUUUGGCCUCCUGCCAGGCUUUAGCCGCUAUGCCGACAAUGCGCCAAGGUGGUCCACCUGGUCCCUGACAAGCGGCUUCGCAGCAACAGUGAUCACCUUUUUUGUGUGGCGGCCGCAGCAGCUGGUCUUUCUUGACCGUAUUUGCAUCAACGGGGAUGACCUGGAGUUGAAGACUGUGAGCAUUUUUAGUUUGGCUGGCAUCUUGAAAAGGUCAGACCACAUGCUUGUCCUGUGGGACCCGACGUGGAGCGAGCGCUUGUGGUGUGUAUUUGAGCUUGCUGCCUUUCUGAAAAGCAAAGCGCCCAGUGGAGCGGGUGAACAAGUACUGCUUAUCAGACCCACUUUCCUUGGUCCGUGUUCGAUCGGUCUUUUCAUCGGCGUGUUUCUCGUCUUCGUUCCUGCGACCACCAUUCCGAUGAGAGACCGGGAUAGCUUGGGAGCUUAUUUGAUUCUCGUCCCACUCUCAGGUGUUUUUCUGUUCUUAUUCAUCAUGGGCUAUGUCCUAGCAGCUGCCUUCAGGGCAUAUUUUCGCUCGGUUGAGACUUUGAAGGAGAACAUGCGCAAGAUCAGCUUUGACAAUGCCAGAUGUUCCUGUUGCGAUCAGGACCAUGUACAAGGAGGAGCCCGCAUGAUGUGCGACCGAAAGGUUGUCAAGAAGUGUGUGUCUAUUUGGUUUGGCAGUGAAGAGGCCUUUGAAGACUACGCUCGAUCGGAAGUCUUGGAGACCCUACUUACCGGACUGCAUGACCAAAUCUUCACGCGAGGAUGGAGCCUCUCCGUGGCAAUUCCCAUCCUUUGGGCUUUCCUCGAUUUAGCCGUCUCUGAAGCGGUUGCAGAAGCCAAAUACUCGUCGAUUGCUCUCUCCAUUCACGGCCUGGUGCUUUGGUUCUGUUGUGCACCGAUCUUCGUGGAUGUCUGCACCUUUUUCGCCUGGAGGUAUUGCCGAGCAAACACCUGGUUCGGCGAGGUCUUGGAGAACCUCAGAGUGGAACUCGUUGGGGUUGUUUGCUUUUGUGCAAUCUCUGGAAGCUGGGUCAUUUCCAUGACAUUUGACUGGGAAAUGCGUGUUGGAGCGUUUGCAGGGCUAUGGUGCAUGCUAGCCCUGUUUCAUGUCCUGUACAAAGUCUCCAGAAAAUCUGGCGGGUGUCACCCUUUCCGGCAAUCCGGAUAA